This is a messenger RNA of Vitis riparia (riverbank grape), 714 nucleotides long. RefSeq names its product protein SAMBA. The coding region runs from base 51 to 353 and encodes 100 amino acids. The record is from RefSeq and is a predicted model, not a curated record. Gene Ontology annotation, molecular function: anaphase-promoting complex binding. Gene Ontology annotation, biological process: negative regulation of organ growth. Lineage: Eukaryota; Viridiplantae; Streptophyta; Magnoliopsida; Vitales; Vitaceae. The transcript has 4 exons.
CAUUUUGAAACUUUCUGAAACUUCAUAGUUUUCCUGGAAAAGUAAAUGCGAUGAAUGGUACAUCACCAGCUCACUCUACGAUAUCAGGCUCGGCUGUUGUAGGAGGAGGAAGUAGUAGUGCCGCUGCCUUGGCAUUGGAAGAUUUCCCUCUCCCUUCCGACCCUAUCUCCAUCCAAGAUCGAAAGGACGAGGCCCUACUCGUUCUGAAAUCUGAUUUGAUGGCUGCCCUUAACAAGGAAGUUAAAUCCUUGGAUGAAGAUAACUGGAAGUUUGAUGGUCCUCGCUCUCGUAUUCACCUUUUAUCAAGACCAGGUGGAAGGUGUUUGAUGGUAGCACGGGGAAGGCCAAAAUGACUUCAUUUUAAAGUGGUCUUCUCCACAAGCGGGUGGAAAGUACAAAUCAUCGCAACUUCCCCUUCCCAAAAUGAUUGAAAGUCCUUCAAAUAAGCAGCAUCUUAGAUGUGUGGAGUAUCAUUAAGAGGUUCUGCUUCUUUGACCAUCAGAAAUUGAUCCUAGCUACUCAUCUGGUGGGUUAAUCUUAAGUAGCAUAUGGCUGUAGAUCGUUUUAAGGACUGAGACCUUUGGGUCUGUUGCUUUCAUACAAUUUCAUGAAAAGUCUCCUCCCUUUUCUUUUCUUUUCUUUUAAUUAUUUGGAAAAAGUGAGUAAAACUUAUCAAGAAGCAAAUUGGUCAAUGUCUAAUUUUCUGCUUCUCCU